This is a messenger RNA of Anolis carolinensis (green anole), 979 nucleotides long. It is a transcript of the gene mims2, whose product is annotated as family with sequence similarity 210 member B. Gene Ontology annotation, cellular component: mitochondrion. Lineage: Eukaryota; Metazoa; Chordata; Lepidosauria; Squamata; Anolidae. Bases 147 to 794 code for a protein of 215 amino acids. The record is from RefSeq and is a predicted model, not a curated record. The transcript has 3 exons.
CGGGUGACUAAGGCGGGCGGCGGGCCCUUUAAGGAGGAGGGCGCGGGUGCCUCUUUCCCGCCUCCCUCUCGGGGCCUGAGCCGCCGCCUCUUUGCACCGGGAGGCAGGAAGGCAAGCAGGCAGCCGAGGAGCGGGACCAGCCAGCCAUGCUUCGGCUAGGCCGGCCCUGCGCUCUGCGGGCUUGGCUCCCGCGCUCCGGCUGCUCCGCCGCCUCGACGGAGGGGAGGCUCCAGGUGGAGGAGCCCGGCAGCACCAGCACCACCACCUUCGGGGCUCGCCGCCACCUUCCGCCAAAGGGCCACGGGCUGCUCCUGCUGCUCCUGCGCCCUACACGGGCAGCGGCGGAGAUCGCCUGGCCGCCAAGCACCGGGAUCCGCUCCUACUCCACCGGGGCCCGGAAGGACACUAGCACAUCCCUGGGAAAUGAUCAUAUAGAUCCCAGCCAAGAGGAUGGGAAGAAACCCAACAAAUCCCAGCAAUUGAAGAAGGUUUUUAAGGAAUACGGAGCUGUAGCAGUGGCAUUCCAUGUUGGGAUUUCAUUGAUGUCUCUGGGAAUGUUCUAUUUGGCUGUGUCAAGCGGAGUGGACAUGACUGCUAUUCUCUUCAAGCUGGGAUUUGAUGAAUCUCUGGUGCAAUCCAAGUUAGCUGCCGGGACAAGCACUUUUUUAUUGGCAUAUGCCGUUCACAAACUGUUUGCUCCAGUCCGCAUCAGCAUCACCUUAGUCUCUGUGCCAUUCCUUGUCCGCUAUUUCCGGAAGAUAGGCUUCUUCAAACCACCAGCUGCAAACCCAUGAUUUAAUUCUUGGGGAGGAAAACAGGAAUGCCACCUAAUUUCUUAAUAUAGACGUUUUCAAAUUGCUGCACCCUGGUGGUGCCCUUGUGUGGAUUUCCAAUAAUACUUUCUGCUUGAUUUUUUUUUUUUUGUGUUUUAGAGGGUGGGAAAGCGGUUUCAUGAUGAUAAAAUAUAUAUAUUAAAAUA